Ectocarpus sp. CCAP 1310/34 is the source of this 1044-nucleotide messenger RNA. NCBI's taxonomy places the organism in Eukaryota, Phaeophyceae, Ectocarpales, Ectocarpaceae. The record is from the annotation of a GenBank genome assembly.
CUCGAAGCAAUCUAUAAAAAUCGCGACAUGCGAGGACUGUACCAAUACCUCAAGAGAUCUUCGAGCCUCAGCGGGAGACAAGCGGGGGGGCAGCAGUUCGUCGCGGAUGAGAACGGCGUGUUGCUUCGGGACAGGGAUGACAUCUUCCAGCGGUGGGCGAGAUUCUUCAGCACCCUACUCAACACCAAAUCCCCCACCCUCAACCCAGACAUCAUCGAACGAGUGACGCAGCGGCCAGCGACACGUGACACUCAACGGUUGGGAGAUGUGCCAGAACUCGAGGAGGUGGCACGGGCAACGAAAGGCCUCAAGAACUGGAAGGCACGCCGCCAUGACUUCCUCCCUGUCGAGUUGUUCAAGAUCGAUGACGACGAACCCUUCGUCCUGGGACAACUCGAUACCAUCCUAGUCAAGGUGUGGAAUGGCGAAGAUAUUCCACGAGAGUGGAUUGAUGCAACCAUCAAGAUGCUGUCCAAGAAGGGUGACCGGUCCUGCUGUAAUAACUACAGGGGGAUUGCGCUACUAUUUCACGUAGGCAAGGUCCCCAUCAAGAUCAUCACCAACCGUCUAAGCGCCUUCUGCGAAGCCAACAACAUCCUCCCGGAGGAACAGUGCCGAUUUCAUCCCGACGAUCCACCGUCGACAUGCUGUUCGUCGUGCGCCGCCUCCAAAAGCUGGGGCGGGGAAAGAAAAUACCGCUCUACAUGUGCUUCGUCGACUUGAACAAGGCGUAUGAUCCAGUGGACCGAGAGAUGCUAUGGAAGGUACUGGUCACGGCCGGAAUUUCCCACGAAGCUGAUCGAAGUCAUCCGCCAAUUCCACGAUGGAAUGCGGGCCCGAGUGCGCAUGGGCGAUGGAGAACUAUCGGACUGGUUCUUGGUGACACAGGGCGUGCGACAAGGAUGGGUGCGAUCCCCACUGCUGUUCAACAUCUUCUUCGCCGAGGUCCUCGAGGUCGUUGUCAUCCGAUUCAGCGAGGAUGAUGUUGUUCUGCGGAGCCUGGUGUGCUUGGGAGGAGGGGAAGACGGAAGCGCGGGGGGGUGA